Messenger RNA from Lodderomyces margitis, 1194 nucleotides. RefSeq names its product putative pyridoxal kinase (gene BUD16). The coding region runs from base 1 to 1194 and encodes 397 amino acids. Gene Ontology annotation, cellular component: cytosol. The record is from RefSeq and is a predicted model, not a curated record. The transcript has a single exon. Gene Ontology annotation, biological process: pyridoxal 5'-phosphate salvage. Lineage: Eukaryota; Fungi; Ascomycota; Pichiomycetes; Serinales; Debaryomycetaceae. Gene Ontology annotation, molecular function: pyridoxal kinase activity.
AUGAAAUCAGUACUAUCCAUUCAAUCCCACGUUGUCCACGGCUAUGUCGGAGGCCGAGCGGUCAUAUUCCCAUUGCAAACGCAGGGCUGGGAAGUUGACAAUAUCAACACCGUCCAUUUUUCCAAUCACACGGGCUACGGACAAUUUCGAGGUCAAGUUCUUGGCCGCGAAGAGUUGGCGUCAAUCUUGGAUCAGUUGAUUAAGCGGUUGCAUAUUGGAUAUAAUGCUGUUAUUACAGGGUACGUGCCUAAUUCUGAGUUGAUCCUGUGUAUCAGGGAAUAUAUCGUUGCAAUGAAACAGGAUAAUGACGAGCGAAACACCAUGCAGGUGAAUGGGCACCCCACAAAUGGAAACUCACUAGAUACAACGACAACCACCACAAGCUCCUCCAUCCCCUCACCAUUGAUUUACUUGAUGGAUCCAGUAAUGGGUGAUGACAAUUACAUGUACGUUGACCAAUCGUGUGUUGACGAAUACCGCAAGCUAAUCCAUAGCCAACUUGUCGAUAUAAUAACCCCCAACCAAUUUGAAUUGGAACUACUCAUGGAUCAAAAAAUCACCAACCGCGACUCAUUGACAAGGGCAAUCACCCAAUUGCAUGAACAAUGUCAUAUACCCUAUAUUGCAAUCACAUCAGUUGAGUCACAAGUUAUAACUGGACAACAACAAGAUUUCAUCUACUGUGUCAUAUCGACAAAAUCUUCCCCGCAGCAAAGCACAAAUUUUAACCAACGACAUGAUAUGAGAAUGUUUAAAAUCCCCACUAUUAAGUCGUAUUUCACAGGAGUCGGUGAUUUGUUCUCGGCGUUGUUGUUGGAUAAAUUUGUAGCGAAUCAGGAUGAGUCUACCAAUUUGAAACGGUUGUCUAAAUCAGUUAACCAAGUGUUGACGAUCAUGGCAAAGACAUUGAAACUCACGCAUAAGUUGGGUAUGCAACAAGCAAAAGCCGCGUUGUCCAGAAACAAUAGCAAUACUAAUAGCAACGGUACUAGAAACGGAGGAGGCAUGGAAGCACUACUCAUUGAUGAUGCAAGAGAUGCCAAAGAUGCUGAAGUGACUGGCGAUACAGAAGAUGAGAUUGUUGGCAAAAUAAACGAUGGUGAAACGAUGAAAUAUUUCGAAUUGAAAGUUAUUCAAGCCAAGGAGUUUUACAACUAUACCGGAGAUGGAGAAUUUGAAGAAUUGGAAGUAUAA